This is a messenger RNA of Mycetomoellerius zeteki, 1323 nucleotides long. RefSeq lists its product as uncharacterized. Bases 99 to 932 code for a protein of 277 amino acids. The record is from RefSeq and is a predicted model, not a curated record. Lineage: Eukaryota; Metazoa; Arthropoda; Insecta; Hymenoptera; Formicidae. The transcript is spliced from 4 exons.
GAUCGAGCGUACCGAGAGAGCACCCGUCAUAAUCCUGGACCACGUAAACCGACGUCUCGGAGGAUCGUGCCGGGAUCUUCUGGCAUGCGAUCAGGAGCAUGCAGCAGAAGCCAUUGAGAGAGCUGGGUUUGUGCCUCAAUACGGGGAUAUCAACGGGUCGCUCAACGAGCAACGUUGUCAUCGCCGAGGUCUGCAACGAAACGCGCGGGGCACUUCCGCUUCUUCAAGUAUGGCCCAGCGACUCGCCCAGAGCCGAUACCGACGAACAGGCCCCAGCUUUUAUAUUCCCAGACGUGCAGGAAAACGUCAACGACAGCGGCAUCGAAUCCAUCCAGGCGUCGCCGUCGCCAUGCGGUGCCACCUGCAACAGUCCGGCGAUGACACCGCAGCAAUCGCGUCGUGCCAGCCUGCUACAUCCGGAUCACGCGCGACUGCAGCUGCAUUAUCUUCAUCACAACCAUCAUAACGUGGGAGUGAAAAGUCCGCCAUCGCCGGACAAAAUGUCUUUGGACGAGGACCACGAGGAUCGACCCGCGCCACCAAGUCCCUCCAGUUCGACCACCAGCAGUUUGCGAUCGAUGCCAAGCUCGGCGAUCGUGUCGAUGCACUCGCAAGACAGGAGACGUAGCAGCAGCAGAUACAGCAUGUUCGAUGCUCUGGAUUUGGAAUAUGCUUUACUGAGGGCCGCAGCCCGCGGUUCCGUGGGUCCGUACUCGCUGUCGGAAUCCCUCCACAAGUUAACCUUCACCCAGAGUCUGGCCUUUCCUGCUCUAGCGCGCGGUCUUGCCGCCAAACAGAGCGUCCCAAGCGGGAGGUCUCAGCAGCCGACGGAAAGCGGGCUGAACGCCUUCGCCAAAGUGGUGACCGCGAUGGUGCUGAUGCUGGUGAGCGUGCUGGUUUUUGGUGUGGUCUACAAGUUCGCUAAAACGUGAGGCUGGCUGCUGGCGCCUGGUCGAUAUCCUGAAACGAUGCAGGAUGGCAAUCGUCUGGGUGCCGGCGACUUCUUCAGCGAUGUCUGAUAAGGCCUGAGGAAGGGUCUAAAUCUCAACCCGCUCUGUGCGAGAAGAAUUGACAAGCGACGGAAGAGAGACAUAGGACACUGCGUGGUACCAUGUCUAGGAUGACAUUUCAACUAAGCAUUCGUUGGUCCUUCGAUGCCGAGAUUGAUGUGUGAAUGGGAGAUGAAUGGGAAAGACGACUGCGAUACAUGACUCAAUUUAGAGUAAUUAGUCAGGUUGUAAUAAGAUUUUAUACGAUAUCUUAUUGUCUUUGGGUGCGAUCUUAUUACAAAUGUUUCGAAACGUUUGAUUGACCAUUUAGAAG